Molecule: messenger RNA, 7548 nt
Organism: Ctenopharyngodon idella (grass carp)
Lineage: Eukaryota; Metazoa; Chordata; Actinopteri; Cypriniformes; Xenocyprididae
Product: membrane-associated guanylate kinase, WW and PDZ domain-containing protein 1-like
Exons: 18
Coding region: 181-4644 (1487 amino acids)
Biological process (GO): signal transduction
Cellular component (GO): cytoplasm
Molecular function (GO): protein binding
Source: RefSeq, a predicted model, not a curated record
CACUGUCCACAUACGCUUCUGGCGCGCGCAUCUCAUCUGCGUGCAGAUAGUGUUCUCUGUAGAAAACAGCCAUUUAGAACUCGUCUAAAGUUACAAAUCUCGCAGCAUCCUUCCGAAUAAUUAACAUUUUGGAAUUAUUUUAAGAAUUUGACCGCUGGGGUCAAAUCUAGUUUUUUAUCAAUGUAUAUAGACGCGUUUAAACGGAUGAUAUUUGAACGGCUAAAUUGUUUGAAAAGAAUGUGUGUGUGUCAGCGGCAGUGCAGUUCGUUGGCCAUGUCUAAGGUUGCAGGAAAGAAGCUGCACUGGCGCUCCAAAGUGCAGGAGACUUUCAUACCGCUGGUGGGCGGCUCUGGAGAGUUGGGAAUUGCCAUUGGAGGUGGGGCCGAUUAUGGAGAGUUCCCAUUCGUCACCGCUGCACCAGGGGGAGGGAUCACAGUUGGCGAUAUCAUCAUAGAAAUCGGGGGAACUCCUGUUUUGGGCCUGACUUUAGGAGAUGUGCGUGGGCUUCUAAACUCCUGUCCCCAUCCAAUCCGCAUCAAAUCAGUGUCUCCAGGCUCAACUCUAUGCAAGGAUCUAAGGUUAUACCUGAGCAAAUGUUUCACACCGGGUUCAAUGGACAGUCAACUCCAGCAGGUGAUCCGAGAAAACCUCUACUUGAGAGCCGUGCCCUGUACGACUAGACAGCCAAGAGACGGCGAGAUCACGGGAGUUGACUAUAACUUUGUGACCGUUGAGGAGUUCUUCUCGCUGGAGGAGUCGGGGGCGCUGUUGGAGAGCGGAAAGUUCAAAGGGAAUUACUACGGAACCCCUCGUCCGGUUCACAUCGGUCCAGAAAGCCCGCCCAUCACCUAUCAGGAGCACCGCAACCUGCUGAGAAACUUCCGUACCCGUAGCAAGUCCCUCAGCAACCUGGAGAAGGCUGGCGAGGAGGGCGACAACAGUGAGGAGGACUCAGGUCUAUCAGGUGGUUCGGCUGGAGCAAGCAGUGCCCCCGCCCCCACUUCAUCCCCCAGCCAAUCACGAGAGUCAAGCGGAGGAGACGGCAGUGCCUUGGAGAAUGGGCUCGGACCCCGUAGAGGUGCACGGGUGACAGGGUCGGAAAACUGGGAGAUGAUGUACAGUGACUCAGGGAAUGCCUAUUACAAAGACCAUCAUCUAAAGCCAUCCUCUUGGCUUAAUCGCCGAACUCACAGCAGAGAGAAUGUCUGUAUGACAGAAUACAUUUCAAAUUCAUGCAUUUGGCAGACACUUACAGACUUACAAAGCUACUUACAGUGCAUUCAAGUGGCAGAGUUUACAGACCAGCCGAGUGAAUUGAGAGGCUUCUCCGUUCACACUCGUUUGGUGAAGGGUCCACGGGGCUUCGGCUUCAACAUAGUGGGAGGCAGCAGGCGGAGGGAGUUCCUGCAGAUUUACAGCAUCACUCCCGGAGGACCUUCAACACUUAACACAGCGGACAUUCUGGUGUACAUCAAUGAUACCUGUGUGCUUGGCUUCUCUCACAAAGAGGUAGUGGAAAUGUUGAAAGCCAUCCCGGUGGGUCACACUGUAGAUGUUGUGGUUCGAAGAGGCUACCCCAUGCUCUAUAACUCUGACGGCUGCCCUAAGAUGCCCAAUUCUAGGCUAACGGCUUCCCAAGACCAGUCACUACAUCUACCUCCACCAACCACCACCCAACCCCAGGCCCAGGCUCCUCUCCCAUACUCACAGCCACACCUCAGCCACAACGGUCCCAUGUGGUCUGAUUUUGAGAGGGAAUCCUCAAGGAAUCUCAGAGUACGGGCAUCAAGGUUCAGUCUGGAUGCUAAUGGUAAUUCACCUCCUAUUGCUUCACCUCAAAGACCUCCAUCAUCAUACCAGUACUCUAACGGGUACGGGAGUGGAUUCCUGAGACCGCCACGCACUGCAAGAAGCAUAAGGAGGUUACAGAGUGCAGAACUAGCCAGCCAGAGUGACAGUGAGGUGGUGUCUGCGAUUGGAUCACAGAGGGCCUCGGUCAUCCGUAACCACAACAACAACUCUCUCUCCACUCCACCACCUCUACGCCUGUACUCCUUCAAAUCUUCUGAGAGUGACCUUUCCUCAAGUACUCCACCGCCCAUAUCUCGAUUGCCCCUACCCCACACAGAACUAAGUCCGGGUCCUGUUGCUUUCUCUCCAGGAGGAGGAAGGCGCUACUCCCAUCUCCGUAAACCACAGCAUUCACUGCUAACCCCACCUAGCAGUGCCCAUUCAGACGGGCCUUACUUCACCUUCAACGGCACAGCCAGUGCCAGCAGUGGCAGCCCGAACAGCAUUCCUUCACCCGGAGCCAUGAGCGCUGUGAUUGGCAGUGGAGUUGGAGGAAUGGCGGGAAGUGGGGAAUUAGUCCCUGUUGCCUUGGCUAAAUGUGAGAGGGGCAGCAAUAUGGGGUUCAGUGUGACAGCAGGAGGUCAUGGAGGCAGACAGACCCUUGUAAAGAAAGUUUGGGACCACAGACAGUGUAAUGGGCUGCAGUCUGGAGAUGCCAUUGUGAAGAUCAAUGGUGCUGAUGUACAAAGUCUCAGUUUUGCACAGGUCCAAAGGAUUUUGCAAGAACACACUAAAAAAGGAGAGGUUAUUCUGCUGGUUUACAGAGGGGGCACCUCACAUUUCUCCAAUUCCCCUAAUUCUGUGCGGCGACUAACUCCUCCCCCUCCUCGCUCCGCCUCCGACUCUGAAGUCCCUCUUACCGACUCUGUGCCAUUAUCGCGUAACUCUCUCACUCCGCCCUCUCCAGCGCUGGUGCGCUCCUCAUUGGUCCAGAGCACCAGCUUCCUGGAUUCUGUACCUGUCACUCUCACGCUUGAGCCACGUGAUUGGAUGAGUUUGGAGGAAGGAGGGACGGUGCUCAGUCCCAGAGUAAAAACAGAGCAGAAAGAACAACCUGUGCUGCGGGGGUAUGAGGUGGAGCUGAAGAGGAAGCCAGGUGAAGGCUUUGGAUUUGUUAUCGCCUCUCAGGAUGUGGAAAAUGUCAAAGCAGCGUCUCUGCUGCCUCACAGGUUUGUGACGGUACGCAGAGGCAGCCCGGCGGCUCGCAGCGGUCAGAUCAGGCCUGGGGAUCGUCUGGAGGCGGUGGAUGGGAGAUCAGUGGUGAAUUUACCUCACAGAGAGCUGGCUCAGAUCCUGAGGAGGGCUGGAAACACACUCCGCUUGACCAUUGUACCCCGCUCCAGCGCUCAUUCCUCAGAGCGAGCAGAUAAUGACUCUGAUUAUAAGAACAAGAAAUCUCACAGGUCAAAACCAAAGCAGGAUGCCACGCGGUACUACAGUGUGGAACUGGAGAGAGGGCCCACUGGAUUCGGCUUUAGUUUGAGAGGAGGAAGUGAAUAUAACAUGGGCCUCUAUGUGCUGGGACUGAUGGAAGGAGGACCGGCCUCACGCAGCCACAAAAUUCAGGUGAGCGAUCAGCUGGUGGAGAUCAAUGGAGACAGUACAACAGGAAUGACUCACAGUCAGGCUGUGGAGCAGAUCCGGACCGGAGGAAGCAGGAUACACCUUGUGUUCAAAAGAGGAAAUGGAUACGUCCCUGACUACGACCGUGAUCACGUCACAGCCGUCUCCUCCUCACCCCAGGCCCUGCAGUCGGGUUUGGCUUCAGUAGGCCGUCGCCGUGCUCAACAGGAUGCCACAUCCAGCGUUCAAAAACCAGGGAAGACCAACAGAGGGCGGAGAGUGCAAAGGGAGAGUGAAAGUGACGGAGGAGACCGCGAGAGCCCUGACAGUCUCGAGGGCAGCAGUCAGGGCAGGGGGCGAAGGUCGAGAGACAAAAGGUCACAGAGCUUGCCUAGAAACACACUAAGAGGACAUAGUGAAGAAAACUUGGAGAGAAGUGUUGAAAGAAAUGGGAGAAAGAAGGAAAAAGGUAACGAGAGAAGGGAAGACAGGUCAGGACGGAGCAAGAGCGAGGAGAGGGUGAGACGGGUGGAGAGAAAGAGCGAAGGAGACAAGAGCAAGAACACACAAACCAUCAAUAACCAGAGACUUCCUGAGCCGAAACUGCAGUGGGAGGAAGAUGAGGAGGAGGACGAGUGGGAGAGAGAGACUGAACAAGAGUGGACGAGAGAGAGAGAAAGGCUGAAAGACAAAGAAUGGGAGAGGGAGGAGAGGAAAUCGGAGAACGACAGGGAAUGGGAAAGAGAAAAUGAGAGUAUGACGAAUAAGGAAGAGCUUGAGUGGGAGCUGAACAAAAAAACUGAGGGAGAGAUUCCAGAUGAAUUGAAUGGGGAGCAAGAAACGAGUUUCCAUAAGCGCCUGCGUUCUAUGGGCGUCCGUGUGCUACCUUCAGACAUUCAGCCCCGCACACUUCGACCCUUAUCUGGCCUCUCAUCGGAAAGGCCGACAGGGGACGCUGAGUUAAAUCAGACCCCGUUUGCUUUCCUCACGUCUCAGCCGUCCGACUAUGCAGAGUCCGAGUCAGGAGCCAGUGUCUCUGAGUGUAGCAUUUCUGCAGCCAGUAUUUCUGGUCUCUCUGUGUAUCUGAAUGAAAGGCAUAACCCAAAAACCGCACAAAGGGCCCCGGGGCCUCCACUUCCUGGCCCCUGGCUAAAACCCAGCUCACAGAGAAUCAUUAGAGAGCCUGAUAGGAUACGAAUGGUAGGGAAAGGUAGAGGAACAGAAACAUGAUUUAUAAUCUCUUUUACUGUUGAAACAGAUGGGUUUUUUUUUCCGUUUUGUGACAUACAUCUGAGUGAAGCAGAUUAUUAAAAGAAAAAAAUGAAGGCCGGAGACUUGGUUCUGUUUAACCAUUGUUGAUUGGAUGGAGGCAGAUCUGAAUGCAAGCUUGCAGUCGAUUAUAAGAAAGCAGUGAGGUUUAAAUGGACUAAAUGAUUGGGGAAAUCCAUACGACAGCAGAGAGAAGUCUAUUGUUUCACUGGAAGAUCGAGUUAUGACAUUUUAAAUAAAAAUUACGAGGUCUAAAACUUUUUAUUUUUUUUAAAUUAAACAUGCACGGAUUAAUUUUUCACUAUAAAUUUAGUAGAGCUGUUCUGUUCUUCUUUCGAUAUGGCCACUAAGCAGUUUACAAACAUUUACAUUUAUUCAUUUAGCAGGCGAUUUAAAAGUGAGGGGAAAAAAAUUAGUGCUAGCAAUAUUCAUAGUACACAAUGGUAAGUUGCCAAGUUUAAAGUAUAAGUAGUUUAGUGCACAACCAUCCAGAACAUAGAAACACAUUAAACAGCUUUUUGAUGAUGAUGAGUUUUGCUAUACCACUUUUUUCUCUGCUCAUUUAAGCAAUUUUUGAACACUCCCACUCCAGUUUGCUCUCUCAAGCCUAUCUCUCUUCUUCUCUUCCACUUUGUCCUCCACAAAGAAGGUCUGCUGUGAUCAACAAAACAUCUUUUACUUUUCUGCCAGACUGUUUGUUCAGUAUGUUGACUUUGUAAACAGCAAAAUGAUCAUGCUUAGGGCCAAAUAUCCUCAUUAUCCUUCACGGUAGCUCGAGUCCACUUCUUACCUUUAGCACAGCUGUUUUUUCUCUUCAGUACCACUGUGUGAACUCUCUUUAAUCUUUAACAAUACUCCAGAUAAACCAUGGAAAGAUGAUAUGAUUACAUUUCUACAGAGCAAAUAUUGAAUGAUGAUUACACACUACCUUUCAAAAGUUUGGGGUCAGUAGGUUUUUUUUUUUUUUUUUUUUUUUAAGACUUUAAGACAUAAAUCUUUUUUAAAUAAAUGCUGACCUUUUGAACUUUCUAUUAAUCAAAGAAUGUGGGGAAAAAAGUAUCACUCUUUCCACAAAAGUAUUAAACUGUUUUAAACAUUGAUAAUAAUAAGAAAUGUUUCUUGAGCAGCAAAUCAGCAUAUUAGAAUCACAGGAUAAAUUACAUUUUAAAAUAUAUUAAAAUAGAAAACAGUUAUUUUAAAUUGUAAUAAUAUUUCACAAUAUGUCUGUUUUUACUGUAUUUUUAAUCAAAUAAAUGCAGCCUUAUCGAGCACAAGAGACAUUAAACAUUAAAAAAAUCUUAGACCCCAAACUUUUGAACAACCCAAGAUUUCAUGUUCGAAACAUUAACUUUAAACAAUUUGUGCAACACUGCUAAGCUUUUUUCCCCUUCAAAUAAUCAUUAAGUUCUCUGCUAAACUGCAUUUUAAGGAUGAUUGUAUAAUUCAGCAUUCUUGUGAAUGGUGUGUAAACAUGUAAACUUAAACUAUUAAGAGGACAUAUUUGUCACACUCCAAUAGGAGUUUCCCCUGAAACCAUUAUAAUAAUGACAUUUAUGUUUUGUUAUUCAUGCAUUUAUAUAUAAAUUAUUAUUAUUAUAUUCAUCUUGUGCCCUCUGGGUCUCUGACAUCUCAGGAAGCAGAUAUAUAAACUGUAUUUUUUAUUAUUAUUAUUAUUAUUAUUAGGCCCCAUAUACACCUUCAAAAUGCCCCUUAUUGCCUUUGUAAAGACUCUUCUGCUGACCUUGGUCUCUGUGACCUCAGAAAUCUCUAUUAAGUAAGAAUGAAAUGUCAUGAUUCAUAUUUUUAAAGGUUUUCUUUUGAGUUUUUCUUUUAUGCCAUUUACAAGAAAAAUAAUAUAUUGAUUAUAUAUGGAUGCAUUUCCUGCAGCUAUUAAAGUAUGAUUAACACAAAUACAAAGAUUAACUCUCUCAAUCCAACUUCUGUAAAGAGAAUAUACAGUUUAUAUGAAUAUCAUAUGAAGUAUCUGUAUUUAUUUGAAAUAUAAAGAGUAAUUAAUAGAAAGGACAAAGAGAUGCUUUCUGCUCUUGGCAGUUUUAUCCCUGUCAACCCAAAAAGGACUAUUGUGCUGAACAUUUGUACUGAAAAUAUAAGUUGGAUGCAAUAUUGAGUGGCAUUGUGCCAAGCCUGAAAAACCUCUUUAGUUUAAUGCACUAGGGUCUUUCUCUUUAUCUUUAUUGGUGAAAGCUUGCUAGUAAAAGUGAGAGAGAGGUUGACUGUAUUAUGCGCUUGUUAACUGUAGAUAUACUGAUGAUAUUUUAGCAUUUAACCUAAGAACUGUGCCUACUACUUAUCAGUUGUUUUCCUUCAUUCAUUUUUUGCUGAUCAUUAAGUUUCUAAUCUGUCAUCAAUCCCAAAUAUCACCCAAUAUUGUUCAUUCUGUGUGUCUCUCUCUAGCAGAACUUGUACGCACAUUUAAACUAUGCAUAAGGCGUUGUCAUUUUAGAUCAUUGGUACAGCAGUGUAUUCUGUGCAGCCCAGCAGGUCUGGGAUCAAGAUGAAGUCAGUCUGUUGUUGGUGGUCCAUGCAUCUUUAAACAUAUCAUAAUAUUCAGAGUAUGAGCCAAUGCCACAUAAGCUUUCACUAACAAAUCCUACGCCACUAUAUUUAUUACAUGUUGAAUCCGAAGGGUCCAUUUUAGAGUCUCACAUUGUCUUUAUGUCCAUACUAAUGUCUAUGGCCAUAUGUACCGAUUGUAAAUAUAUAAAUAUAAAUAUAUUAUUAUAAUUAUAUAUACAUAUAAUAUUAUGUUUCUAUUAUGAUUAUAUUGUUAUAAUCUAUUGUAACCCAAAUGCAGGUAACAAAUUAUAUAUAAGAGUUAUAAUAAACAUUAAUGUAUCUACCUGA